This is a messenger RNA of Ictidomys tridecemlineatus (thirteen-lined ground squirrel), 1820 nucleotides long. The record is from RefSeq and is a predicted model, not a curated record. Lineage: Eukaryota; Metazoa; Chordata; Mammalia; Rodentia; Sciuridae.
UGAGUGACCUGCAGGAAGAAGGCAAAAGUGCCAUCAACUCUCCGAUGCACCCAGCCUCGGUGGACAUUCACCCUGAAGACACGCAGCUAGAGGAGAAUGAGGAGCGCACGAUGAUCGACCCCACCUCCAGGGAGGACCCCAAGUUCAAGGAGCUGGUCAAGGUCCUGCUGGACUGGGUCAACGACGUGCUGGUGGAGGACAGGAUCAUCGUGAAGCAGCUGGAGGAGGACCUCUACGACGGCCAGGUGCUGCAGAAGCUGCUGGAGAAGCUGGCGGACCGCAAGCUGAACGUGGCUGAGGUGACCCAGUCCGAGAUCGGGCAGAAGCAGAAGCUGCAGACGGUUCUGGACGCCGUGUUGGACCUGCUGCGGCCGCACGGCUGGGCGCUGCGGUGGAGCGUGGACUCGAUCCACGGGAAGAACCUGGUGGCCAUCCUGCACCUCCUCAUCGCCCUGGCCACCCACUUCCGGGCCCCCAUCCGCCUCCCCGAGCACGUGUCCGUGCAGGUGGUGGUCGUCCGGAAGCGGGAAGGCCUGCUGCACUCCAGCCACGUGUCGGAGGAGCUGACCUCGACCACAGAGUGGCUUGGGGCCAUGGCGGCCCUGGACCUGAGGUCUGUGGCCCAGGCUGAGGGAGACCUGCAGGACUGGGUCCCUCCCACAGAGGGCGACUCAGAUUGUCUCAUUGGGGACAACCUGACUUUGAUGGCGCUGGAUCUGCAGUUCACAGGAAGACACGGGACGUGGAGAGGGAGAGUUGGGGACGGCUCGAGUGACAGGAGUGGCCGGGCAGCUGUCCCAGUGCCAUCCUGUGGCCCGUGGAGAGCUUCCCGCCCUGUUGAACAGCACCUUGGAGGCCUCCUGUGCGCGCGCGCCUGGUGCCGGGGCUCCCGGCCUCCUCGGGGGCGCCCCCUUCAGUUCUGGCAGGAAUUAGACUCUGGGGGGACCGGCCAUCAGGGCACGAGUGGCCUCCAUCAGCCCCUCUGCCGUCCCCUCCUGGCCUGUCUUGCAGAGCGAGACGCCUUCGACACGCUCUUCGAUCACGCACCGGACAAGCUCAACUUGGUGAAGAAGUCGCUCAUCACUUUUGUGAACAAGCAGCUGAACAAGCUGAACCUGGAGGUGACAGAGCUGGAGACCCAGUUUGCAGAUGGCGUUUACCUGGUCCUGCUCAUGGGUCUUCUCGAGGACUACUUUGUCCCCCUCCACAACUUCUACCUGACCCCGGAGAGCUUCGACCAGAAGGUCCACAACGUGUCGUUCGCCUUUGAGCUGAUGCUGGACGGCGGACUGAGGAGGCCCAAGGCUCGCCCUGAAGAUGUGGUGAACCUUGACCUCAAGUCCACCCUGCGGGUGCUGUACAACCUAUUCACCAAGUACAAGAACGUGGAGUGACCAGGACCCCAGACGGCGCGGGCCAGUCCGGGGCAAGAGAAGCAGGGCCCGUGCCCCAGGCCCUUCUCAGGGAGACGCCCUGCUCCGCCCCGGCUGUGUGGCCCCUCCCAUCCCUGCCUGCUUUGGUGGCCAUUCACCUGCUUUCCUUGCAACCCUGCAGUGGUCAAGACCUCGGAAAAUGCAGCCUCUAGACACGGGGCUGGGCUCCGGUCUCCCUCCCUCCCUCGGGGCAGGCUGAGGAGGUUGACUGUGUUGUCAAAAGAGGACACGGAGAAGCUCGGGCCCAACCUCCGCUGGCCGUGCUGCCUCUCCCACUGGUGACCUGGUCUCUCCGUCCACCCUGGCUGUGCGGGGCUGCCCUUGGACGAGGGCCCUUUUGACAAAAGGAUUUUGCAAUUAAAAAACUCAACUCUCACGUCCCCGGAA